UUUAAUGCUCACUUUUCGGUGUAUGUAGUAGAUAUGCAUGGAAUUAAAAAAAGAAAUAUUUUACACUAAUAGUAGUGGUUUAAAUUGCAAAAGUAAAGGGCACAUAUUAACUAAUUUUGGUUCUUGUAGCUAUGUGUAUGUAUUAUUACCAAAUUAAAUUAUGUCCACUCCCACAGAUGAUAACUCUUUUAAUUGUUCCCUGUGCAGCUAUACAUGCACCAAACGUGAACAAUUAAAAAGGCAUAGGGUAAUGCACACAGGUGAGAAAUCAUUUAAGUGUUCCCUGUGCAGCUAUGCAUGUAAUUGGAAACAUAAUUUAAAAAACCAUAUAUUAACUCACACAGGUGAGAAACCAAUUAAGUGUCCUCUGUGCAAUUAUGCAUGCACUCAAAAAGCAAAUUUAAAAAGCCAUAUGCUGACUCACACAGGUGUGAAACCAUUUAAGUGUUUCUUGUGCAAUUACUCAUGCAUGCAAAAGAUAUAUCUGAAAAGACAUAUGUUAACUCACACAGGUGAGAAACCAUUUAAGUGUUCACUGUGCAUCUAUUCCACCACUCGGAGAGACCUAUUAAAAGCGCAUAUGCAAACUCACACAGGUGAGAAACCAUUUAAGUGUCCUGUAUGCAGCUAUGCAAGUAUUAGGAGUCAGGAUUUACAAACGCAUAUGUUAACUCAUACAGGUGAGAAACCAUUUAAGUGUUCCCUGUGCACCUAUGUAUGUAUUAAGAAACGUGAUUUAAAUAAGCAUAUGUUAACUAACACAGGUGAGAAACCAUUUAAGUGUUCUGUAUGCAGCUAUGAAAGUUUUAGGAGUCAGGCUAUACAAACGCAUAUGUUAACUCAUACAGGUGAAAAACCUUUUAAGUGUUCACUGUGCAUCUAUUCAAGCACUCGGAGGGACCUAUUAAAAGCGCAUAUGCAAACUCAUACAGGAGAAAACCAUUUAAGUGUUCCCUGUGCACCUAUGCAUGUAUUAGGAAACAAAGUUUAAAAAUGCAUACGUUAACUCACACAGGUGAGAAAUAAUUUAAGUGUUCCCUGUGCAGCUAUGCAUGUAAUAAGAAACGUGAUCUAAACAAGCAUAUGUUUACUCACACAGGUGAAACGUGAGUUAAAAAAGCAUAUGUUAACUCACACAGGUGAGAAACCAAAUCAAAGUUGUUCCUUCAUUGGUGUAGUAUUGGCCAAGAAAUACACAAUAAUGAUGCUAUAUAACGGAAAAUAAUCUACAGUGAAUUCGUCAAGGAGUGUGAGUUUGUGUGUGAAGACGAUUCGCCGCGAUGGCCAUACAUUACAUUGCAUUGAUUCAAGAGGGCCAAUAUUAGGUUUCUAUAUUCAACAUAAUGUAAGUUCAAUAAGUAAUAAUUCAAUAAUUAAGUAGUCAUUAAUACGUUGAAAAUCUUACUAU
Homalodisca vitripennis (glassy-winged sharpshooter) is the source of this 1408-nucleotide messenger RNA. RefSeq names its product gastrula zinc finger protein xLCGF3.1-like. NCBI's taxonomy places the organism in Eukaryota, Metazoa, Arthropoda, Insecta, Hemiptera, Cicadellidae. Bases 251 to 991 code for a protein of 246 amino acids. The transcript has a single exon. The record is from RefSeq and is a predicted model, not a curated record.